Molecule: messenger RNA, 1493 nt
Organism: Anastrepha obliqua
Lineage: Eukaryota; Metazoa; Arthropoda; Insecta; Diptera; Tephritidae
Exons: 3
Coding region: 620-1132 (170 amino acids)
Source: RefSeq, a predicted model, not a curated record
UCAAAACGAAUUUUGGUCUUUUGGUGUACGGUUGUUGAACGCGGGUAAUAUUUUAAAGAAUAUUUUCUUAAAAAUCGUCAUCGGAAAUAGUGAUUCAUUGCUUAUAGAUAAAACAAAGCAGAUACUUGUGAUUUCAAGAAAAAAUCUACACUAACAGGGAGCGCCCUAAACUAAAUACAUAUCAGGCAAUAUUAAACUAUUGCACGCGAAAAUAAAGUGUACAGCUGUUGCUGCUAGUGAAUAACAUUUUAAAAUUAGAAACAAAUUGUAUUAUCACAAAUGUGUUUGCGCUAUGUUUUUAUCUAUGUGAAUUAUUAAUUUAAACGCUCACGUUAAUGUGUUUGUUUGCAUUUGGUGUCGAACAGUACUAUCGCGAAUGCAAUAAUAAUUUCAACGAAGAAGAACCUAACGCGUUUCACCACUCAACAUAAACAACGAAGCGUUGCCAUAUAAAUAAAGCUUUUCAACGGAUCUACAAAUUUAUUAACGAUUUCAAUAUUAGCAAAAAACAAGAAUUUAACAAAUCACGAAAAUUACUAUCGCUUGCCAUUCAUUGCCCAUUUUCCAAGUGUGUGUGAAAGUGUCUCUGCGUAAAGUCUAUGUUUAAUACCUGAAAGCGAUGGCUACAGAGCCAUUUUUAGAAGCCGUCAGGACAGCAAUAACAAUUACAACAACAAAAACAGAAGACCCAAAAUGCGUUGCGAAUAAAACGAGAAUAUAUACAAAUACAACAAAUACUUGUAUAAAAACAAUAUCAAAUGUUAUAGUAAAUGCGAAUAUUGCUGCUCGGCAAUGUCGUCGUCGUUGUCACUGUUGUUGUUCUCGCCUGAGACAACGACGAUGUAAUAAUAAAGUCAGCAUUGUGAGCGGAAGUGCCUACAACAACAGGUGUCAUCAGCAACAACAGCAGCCAAGUCGGCAUAUAAUCGCAGCAAGUAGUUGUAGUUGCUGCCAUGGAAUUUCUCAUUAUUCUCAUCAGAGCAGUAAGAGAGUUAGUAGUGGUGGCCGCAUCGUCAAUUGGUUAUUGCUUUUAUCGCUCUUAAUUACCUGUUUUAUUGGUGAUAGUCUACAAAUUAAAAAUGGUAAGCGUUUACAAUAUUUACUAUAUUUUGGCGUUGUGCCCGGUAAGUGAUUUAAUGCGCGUAAAAAAUACAAAUUAAAAAAAUUAAGAAAAAAGUAAAAAAAAAAAUGUCGCCGAUGGGGUCCUUUGAGUGGCAUUUUUAAUUUAGAGAACAAGGAAAAGUCACAUCACCGGUCAAAGUACUGCAAAAUCUAACAAAAGAUCGCAGCCGAUAUUGCUUGGGUUUAAAUUGUGCCAAAUCAGUUGAUACCACGCCAUUCACAAGAACUAAAAGGUAGCACCCUAUAAGAAGAUUCAUAAUUUUUUGCAAUAUGGCGUCGUACGUCAAUCAUAUUUGACGCUUGGGAACUAGACAACUGCAAUAUAUAACUAUCACUAAAGAUAAUAUUUUUUAUUUAGUAAAAAGGUUAAA